Molecule: messenger RNA, 1546 nt
Organism: Trichoderma harzianum CBS 226.95
Lineage: Eukaryota; Fungi; Ascomycota; Sordariomycetes; Hypocreales; Hypocreaceae
Exons: 1
Coding region: 36-1064 (342 amino acids)
Biological process (GO): nucleoside metabolic process
Molecular function (GO): catalytic activity
Source: RefSeq, a predicted model, not a curated record
GCUCUAUACAUAAUCCCUCAACAACUGAUAAAGCCAUGAAUAGUGUCGACUCUUAUAAAAUCGGGUGGAUUGCUGCUCUUCCCAUCGACCGUGCCGCAGCCAUAGCUGUGCUUCAUGAGCGUUAUGAGGCGCCCGAAGAAUUUGAGCAACACCCGUUCGACACAAACUCAUACAUUUGGGGCCGAAUAGACACGCAUUACGUCGUCAUAGCUUCACUUCCUGCUGGUGUGCCCGGAACUUGUUCUGCAGCAGUUACAGUGGCAAAAUUCCUCUCAUCUUUACCUCAUAUAAAGAUUGGCCUAUUGGUGGGCAUCGGGGCGGGUGUCGCUCGACCUGAUCAAGGUCAGGAUAUCCGCCUCGGCGAUGUCGUUGUCAGCCAGCCUCAAGGACGAACGGGAGGCGUCAUCCAAUAUGACCUUGGAAAGGCCAAAACAGGACAAGUAUGGGAACCCAAAGGCAUUUUGAACACGCCUCCUUUGGUCCUCCUUCAAGCGGUGGCGGCUCUACAGGCAGAGCAUGAGGUCAGCUCACCAAGGAUCCCAACAACUCUCAAAGAGAUGUACAUAAACAAUGCACAGUUGUGGGCGAUCACUCCUCUAGUACACCGGCCCUCAACUCAAGGCUCAAAGUAUAUUCACCAAGGAUUUGAGAAUGAUCGGCUCUUCAAAGCAACAUUUGAACAUGUUGAGGGUGAUACAUGCGCCAAUUGCGAUCCAGCCUAUGAGAUUAAGCGUGAAGCACGCGGUGCCGAAGAUCCAUGGGUUCAUUACGGCAUAAUCGCUUCUGGAGACACUAUAAUUGAGGACGCUGCCACUCGAGACAAGAUUCUAAGCGACGUCGGAGAAGGCAUUCUUUGCUUUGAUACGGUAGCGGCCGGCGUAAUGCAUAGCUUCCCUUGUCUCGUCAUCAAGGGGAUAAGCGACUACGCCGACUCUCACAGGAAUGAUCAAUGGCAAAGAUAUGCCGCUGCAACAGCAGCCGCGUAUGCAAAGGAGCUUCUUGGCUGGAUUCCUGGAGGACAGCACCCGAAAAUGCGAUCAAUCGAUGAAAUUUCUCUGCGUUAGUUUUCUCAUAAUCGGGUACUUACUUGAUGGCAUCCAAGAGCUCACUUGCUUAUGUAGCAGAUCAUGUCCCUCCCGAGCCGAACAGGCAUGUAUCUCGUCUUUUUGAGGAUCAGAAAUCUGGCGAUCAGAGUUUAGAAAUGGUAGAUUAGGUACCUCAACACUCGAUGAACUUUUGGUCGUCAAGUUUGGAAUAAUGAGUCCUCACAGUCAGAAGGGUAGACCUGAUUCAUAGGCGGAUCUUUAUUUUUUCCUUUCCCAACUUGCUACAUUACUUAGGCUACAGCUCGGAAGUGGUUCUUCGCUCGCGAUCAGACUAUAUAGACAUUAAGGGAUAUUGCUUGUAGGCAUCUUACAUUCCGCUUAGUUCCCACAUAGGCACUUAGCGGAUGCGAUCAAUACCAACAGGAAAUUCAGAGUCACAGAUUGCGCUACAGUGAAGUUUCCUGGGUUGCUUUAGAUUCCCAUACCUAGCCUGCGGGGGA